UCCCACUUUCAAAAAAAAAAAAGAAAAUCCAAUUAUCUGGAAAUUUAAGAAUAUACGCUUUUGGUGUGAAUUUUUUCAUUGACAUUAGCAAAUCCUCGAUGUAAUUGAUAGCCAAUCAUAUCAAACGAAUUCUGAAUGAAUUUCAUAAAAUUCGACAGCUCGGUUGGACGCUUUUGCAAGUAGUAAAUGGGAGCCUUUUAACGUCCUUCUGCUUUACAGCGAUCGUGUUCCGGAGCUUUUUAUUCAUCGCAGCCAUUGAGUUCACUGGUUCAGCAGGAGCAGCGGAGUGUGCUUAAUAACAGUCGCUUAAAGAGAUUCGUCUGUCAAAUGCAGCGUACGGUCUGGCAGUAAUGUACGAAUGAGGCUCGAUACGGAAUACGAAAAAACUGUCAAUUCUGUCAUACGAUUUGGAAUCGUUCAUUGUACCGAGGAACGAAAGGACAAUGAGUGUUUAUAGCGAAGAUCGAGACAUUGACUGGCGGAGCGAGAAAUAAGGAAUGCUGCGAGCGAUAAAAUUCGACGGCCAUUCACGAGUGGGCUUAACCAUACGCCAAAAUGGAUCCAACGAACCAGCAGGGUGCUUCGGAUCCCGAUAGGAAAGUGGAAAAGGAAGGGGAACGGAGAUAGGAGAGCAAGUACGAGUGUUCAGUUAUGUUGCGGUAAUGGAAGGAACGAGGGAUGUUGGGGGUCCUCGCGUGGGCGAACUACGUCAUCCGCCCACCUGUAGCGCAGCAACACGCGCAUCGAGACCACUGUGUGGACUGCGAGAGUGCAAGGCAGAUUCAAUUCGAUUACGGUAUGCGUUCGGAAAUGAGCAGUGAGGACUCAUUGAGCAAAGAUUGGGACGAGCCGGAAGAGCCCCAAGAGAAGAAGCGCUCGAAGCGUCGUGCUUCCAAGCGAAUAUCCCGUCACAAUUUACGAUCUUCCAAGUCAUCACGGGUUACAACCCCGAGGGAGAAAACCCUCAGGAGACUUGAGAGUAACGAACGCGAACGCAUGAGGAUGCACAGUCUCAACGACGCGUUUCAGUCUUUGAGAGAAGUGAUACCGCAUGUUAGUAAAGAGAGGCGUUUAUCAAAGAUCGAGACUCUGACGCUUGCGAAAAAUUACAUCGUUGCUCUGACGGAUGUAAUUUGCGCGAUUAGAAGCGAGGAACAAUCCGACAUGACGAAUGACCACGAGCCGGAUGAAAAAAUUGUCGUGGAGGAAUCGUCCGAAGGAAUAACGACCGUUUGUCUGAAUAUGAACACACCAAUAUCUUCGAGAUCUUCCAGUCCGAGUGAGACUUUUUCCGAGGUCGAUAAAAUAGUAACGUGGAAGAAGAACGUCGGUAAUGAGAUGAGCAACGGCUCAAUGAGAAAUCACAGCCUCUGAAGGCAUGUCCGGCUCAUUCGUCUAGCCGGAAUUUAAAACUAACGACGAACAAAGUACGUAUUUCGUUCGUUUGUUUCAUUCAGACGCAUCUUCGGAACGAAAUCAGGCUUGCUAACUGGAACAUAAGCGAAACGAUUCAAUUAUCAAACGAUUACGAAAUCAACGAAGAGAGAUAAAUACAAUAUAGAUAAUUAGACGACAGUGUUAGAGAAUUUUUUAACUUUCUGCCAAUUGUUUGCUGUGUCUAGAGUAGACUUUACUUAUUCUUCCUCGUAAAACUUGAAAGUAUUCUGUGUGGAAAAGAAGAAAAUAUGAGAGCGUAUACAUGAAAUGUUGAAAGAGCGAUGCCAAAAAUCUACCAAAGUAUUAUAAUACGAGUAUUAUUACUGCAGUAUUAAAAAUAGAAUGAAAAUGUGACAGUUCUGAAUGACACAGAUGACUUUUAAAAUCGCUAUUUAAUGGUAACUGUUCUUAGAUUUAUUUCUGUGAUAUUCAUAAUAAAUGUUGCACCGCAACGGCAUUUUUUCUUUCAACCGCAGCAUUAAUCGUCAGCUUAAUUUUUCGAUGGAGACUGUCACAUUUAUAAAAAUAAGUUAUUUUUAAGUCACUGAUGAUAAUAAUGGAAUAAACAUGAGGUUCGAUGCUGAGAUAAUUAAUGCAUAAGUUCAAAAUAAUUUAAACUGUAGCGAAUGAAAGAUUUUUCUCCCUCCAAGAAUCGCUUCGGUGGUCGAUGGCAUAUCAAUUAUCGAUCGCGAAAUAUCAAGUAUUGAAAUUCAGGGUAUUAAAAAUCAAUUGAGCAUGGAAUGAAAAAGUGAAUCGCUUGCUGAUCAAUUACUAUACCUGCUUCAUCAUUCGUCAUGCAGAAUCGAGGGGGAAUUAUAAUCCACGAUAAAUGCAAGGAAACAAAACUUACAGUUAAUAUCAAAUAUAUAUUUCUAGAUUAUGUAUAGAUAAAUACAUAAAUAUAAUGUACGAUACGAUACAGAAUUAUAUUUCAAGAAGAAAAAUAAAUUAUAUAUUUCAAAGGUAA
Messenger RNA from Venturia canescens, 2404 nucleotides. Its product is annotated as class A basic helix-loop-helix protein 15-like. The coding region runs from base 679 to 1374 and encodes 231 amino acids. The transcript has 4 exons. Gene Ontology annotation, biological process: axon development; sensory organ development; positive regulation of transcription by RNA polymerase II. Gene Ontology annotation, cellular component: nucleus. Gene Ontology annotation, molecular function: E-box binding; protein dimerization activity; DNA-binding transcription factor activity, RNA polymerase II-specific. Lineage: Eukaryota; Metazoa; Arthropoda; Insecta; Hymenoptera; Ichneumonidae. The record is from RefSeq and is a predicted model, not a curated record.